AUGUCAACAUCUGAGAUCAUCCCUCCUGUUCCGGAUAUCUCGCUGAGUGUCCAAACUUCUCCGCAUGCUAGGGCGAAGCGAAAGAUUGCUACUCUGAUGGAUGAAAUUGAAAUCUUGAAGCAGGACAAGGCAAUAAAGCAAAGGAAAACAAUCUAUUAUGUUUCACAGGGACGAGCGAUCCGUCGUAUCGUUGCCCUUUACACCCCUAUAGAGGAUUUGAUCGCAGAAAACGACAGGCGGUGUGAAGACUGCGGGCCUAGCAGCAGCUCUACCACGGUGCAAGACCGUCUUCAACAUGGCUACAUCGAACUCGCCAAGGCAUUACCGUGGCUUCACGACAAGCUAGCAUGUCUUGAUCAUGAAGAUUCUGAAGAUAUGCUCAAAAAGCUCAAGCGAGGUGCAGACUCUGCUCGUGGCGACGACACAGCGACCCUUAAAGAACUUGUUGCUUCCUGGGUAAAUAUUGAGUGCCAUCCGACUGCGCUCAUAAGGACCGACGACAAGCACCAUCGUGGUUUUGUGAGUGAUGCGUGCGGCAGACUCCUCUGUCCGGCAGAAUGGUCUUGGGAGGACCCGGUCGUCAGGGCUGGCAUUCGUGACCGCACAAUUGAUUUCAUCGUUUCAGAAAAUUCUUGGCCAUCGUUCCUGUACGAAAAUUACCAAGCUGAUGCUAAUAAUCUGGAGUACGGUCUGAUGAAGUCGAGGUUGUUAAUUAUGGGAUUCAAGGCUAUCUUUACUUCUCCCUCUUCUGCUAAUGAAGUGGACGGUGAAGGUAAUGGUGCUGAUAUUAUUGAAAAUAAUCGACGUGCCCGUAAACGGUCAGAUCAAGCCAGAGUUAAAACAUGCGUUGCCUCCAUUAUAGGCAUGAGGAAAGUAACACCUCGCGCAAUCGCUAUCAACUCCUGGCGCACUGUGGAUGGCGACUUUGACUAUCAGAUCUUCUGGACCAGCAUCGUCGAUUUCUUUGAGGACGCUCCGGGUCCAGCCGCACGAACCAGGGCGAAUGAUUUGCUUGAAUGGAAAGUUUUUGGCAGGAAUCAUCGACAGGACUUGACACAGGACAUUAUAUCCCGGAUGUCUGUGAGCACUCUCGCUGCCCAGAGACGACAGAUGGAGGACCUUGCGUUCGACUCCGACUAG
Suillus fuscotomentosus is the source of this 1140-nucleotide messenger RNA. RefSeq lists its product as uncharacterized. NCBI's taxonomy places the organism in Eukaryota, Fungi, Basidiomycota, Agaricomycetes, Boletales, Suillaceae. The coding region runs from base 1 to 1140 and encodes 379 amino acids. The transcript is spliced from 8 exons. The record is from RefSeq and is a predicted model, not a curated record.